Chrysochloris asiatica (Cape golden mole) is the source of this 2982-nucleotide messenger RNA. It is a transcript of the gene EGFLAM, whose product is annotated as EGF-like, fibronectin type III and laminin G domains. The record is from RefSeq and is a predicted model, not a curated record. Lineage: Eukaryota; Metazoa; Chordata; Mammalia; Afrosoricida; Chrysochloridae. Gene Ontology annotation, molecular function: calcium ion binding; protein binding. Bases 1 to 2982 code for a protein of 993 amino acids. The transcript is spliced from 23 exons.
AUGGGUUCUGUUAUUAAGAAUAUUGGCAAGGUGGAGUCUCCUCUCAGUAUCUUCUUGGAGGCAUUGAACUGCACAGCUAUCCGUGUCCAGUGGAAAGUGCCAAGGCAUCCUGGGAGUCCCAUUGCUGGGUACACUGUAUUCUACUCGGAGGUUGGUGCAGAUAAAUCUCUGCAGGAGCAGUCGCAUGCUGUGCCACCCAGCCAGGACACUCUGACCAUGGAGGAUGUGAUUGGAGAUUUGAAACCAGGCACUGAAUAUCGUGUGAGCAUGACAGCGUACACCCAGACUGGCAAAGGGCAGCUUAGCUCUCUUCACCAUGUUACCACUUUGCCCCAAGAUUCCUGCCUACCUCCUACAGCACCACAACAACCACAUGUCACUGUGGUUUCUGAUUCUGAGGUCGCACUGUCUUGGAAACCUGGAGAAAGCGAAGGAAGCUCCCUGAUUCAGUACUACUCUGUGGAAUUCAUCAGACCAGAUUUCGACCAGAGUUGGACCUUGAUCAAAGAACAGAUCCCAAUGGAUUCCAUGGUUAUCAAGGGCCUCGUUCCAGAUACCAACUACCAGUUUGCUGUGAAGGCCAUAAAUCCCUAUGGUUCAAGUCCCGCCAGCCAGCCUAGCCACACCAUCCGAACCAUGAGCACCGAAGGGUCGGGAAGUGGCUUCUAUGGACCCCGUUACAUCACCGACAUGGGUAUCAGUGAUGAUGAAGAUGGAUUUGAAGAGGACUUAGAUCUGGAUGUUUCCUUUGAAGAGGUUAAACCACUUUCUGCUACCAAAGAAGGGAAUGAGAAAAUUCUGGUGGAAACCAAUAUGACCUCUAUAUCUACUCCAAAGACCACAUCGAGGCUUGUUGCCCCGACCUCAGCAUCUCUCCCUCAGACUCCAGUGACUCCCCAUGCCAUCCCAGUACACAGUAAGGGGAAGGGAGGCAUGGCUACAAUGCCGAGGCUCUUUGACAUGUCUUGUGAUGAAGUCAUCUGCCCUGCUGACAGCUUCUGUAUCAAUAACUACACCUCAGGCGGCUCACGAUGCCACUGCAGCUUGGGCAAAGGUGGUGAGAGCUGCUCAGAAGAUAUUGCUAUACAGUAUCCUCAGUUCUUUGGCCAUUCCUAUGCAACCUUUGAACCUCUGAAGAACUCCUAUAAGGCAUUUCAAAUUGCUCUUGAAUUUAGGGCAGAGGCGGAGAAUGGCUUACUGCUCUACUGUGGGGAGAGUGAGCACGGAACGGGGGAUUUCAUGUCGCUGGCCAUCAUCAGGCGUGCACUCCAGUUCAGGUUUAACUGUGGAACUGGGGUGGCCAUCCUCACAAGUAAGACCAAAAUCAAACUGGGGAGCUGGCACACAGUCACACUCUACAGAGAUGGAUUGAACGGAAUGCUGCAGCUGAACAAUGGUACCCCAGUGACGGGGCAAUCCCAGGGCCAGUACAGUAAAAUUACCUUCCGGACGCCUCUGUAUCUUGGUGGGGUGCCCAGUGCUCACUGGUUGGUCAGAGCAACAGGAACAAACCAAGGCUUUCAAGGCUGUGUACAGUCGCUCACAGUUAACGGGAUGACAAUCGAUAUGAGGCCCUGGCCCCUGGGGAAGGUGACGAGCGGGGCUGAUGUGGGGGAGUGCAGCAGUGGCGUCUGUGAUAAGGCCUCGUGCAUCAACAGUGGUACCUGCUUGGCCUCCAAAGCGGACUCCUACCUUUGCCUCUGUCCCCUCGGAUUCAAGGGUCGACACUGUGAAGAAGCUUUCACCCUGGCCAUUCCUCAAUUCAGAGAGUCCCUGAGAUCCUACGCAGCAACACCCUGGCCGCUGGAACCUCAGCAUUAUCUCUCCUUUAUGGAAUUUGAGAUCACAUUCAGGCCAGACUCCGGAGAUGGCGCCCUGAUCUAUAGUUACGACACGGACAGCAAAGACUUCCUAUCUGUCAACAUGGUGGGGAGCCACGUGGAGUUCCGCUUUGACUGUGGCUCUGGAACUGGAGUUCUCAGGAGUGAAGAUCCCGUAACCCUGGGCCAUUGGCAUGAACUUCGAGUCUCUCGCACAGCCAAGAAUGGAAUCUUGCAGGUGGAUAAGCAGAAGGUGGUGAGGGGAACAGCAACGGGAGGCUUCACGCAGAUUAAGUGCAACACAGACAUAUUUAUUGGUGGAGUCCCUGAUUAUGAUGAUGUGAAGACGAACUCAGGCAUCCUCAGAUCAUUUACUGGGAGCAUCCAGAAGAUCAUCCUGAACGACCGGACCAUCCACAUGAAGCAUGACUUCACGUCCGGUGUGAAUGUGGAGAAUGCGAUCCACCCCUGCGUGUGGACCCACUGUGACCACGGGGGCAGCUGCCGGCCCAGGAUGGAGGGCUAUGAAUGUGACUGCCCCUUGGGCUUCGAGGGGCUGCACUGCCAGAAAGACUGUGGGAACUACUGCCUCAAUACUAUUACAGAAGCCAUUGAGAUCCCACAGUUUACGGGCCGAAGUUACCUGACAUAUGACAACCCAGAUAUCCUCAAAAGGGUAUCAGGAUCAAGAUCAAAUGCUUUCAUGAGGUUUAAGACAACUGCCAAGAAUGGCCUGCUGAUGUGGAGGGGAGACAGUCCUAUGAGACCCAACAGUGACUUCAUUUCUCUGGGCCUUCGUGAUGGAGCCCUUGUGCUCAGCUAUAACCUGGGCAGUGGUGUGGCAUCCAUCAUGGUGAACGGCUCCUUCAGCGAUGGUCGGUGGCACCGAGUCAAGGCUGUUAGGGAUGGCCAGUCAGGAAAGAUAACUGUGGACGACUAUGGGGCCAGAACAGGCAAGUCACCUGGCAUAAUGAGGCAGCUCAACAUCAAUGGAGACCUGUAUGUGGGUGGAAUGAAGGAAAUUGCUCUGCACACUAACAGACAAUACACAAGAGGGCUGGUGGGCUGCAUUUCUCAUUUCACCCUGUCCACUGAUUAUCACAUUUCCCUUGUGGAAGAUGCCAUGGAUGGGAAAAACAUCAACACAUGUGGAUCCAAGUAA